This is a messenger RNA of Camellia sinensis, 1999 nucleotides long. The record is from RefSeq and is a predicted model, not a curated record. NCBI's taxonomy places the organism in Eukaryota, Viridiplantae, Streptophyta, Magnoliopsida, Ericales, Theaceae.
GUACUAAUUUCCAGAAGACAUCUCUCUCUCUCUCUUCACAAUUAUCUGUGUCUCUGGCAGAAGUUGUAUUUAUUUAUUAUUAUUUUGAUGGGGUUGUAUACAAUUUCAACAAAUGUUGUUCUCCAAUUCCAAUCUCUCUCUCCAAAUUUAUUUUUGAAAUCCUACAGCACCAGAAAACGGUCUUUUUCGGCGCGAAAUACCACCAGCACUCAGCCCUCCUCCAAUGGUUACCCUUCUCUUCCUACUCCCACUACUCAAAACACAUCUCUCCCAGGCAAGCCAGAGGCAGAUGUUGUUGUAAUUGGAAGUGGAAUUGCUGGACUAUCUUGUGCAGGACUUCUAUCUAGAUACCAGCAAGAUGUUUUAGUGUUAGAAAGCCAUAGUUUGCCUGGGGGUGCUGCUCACUCGUUUGAGAAAAAGGGCUACAAAUUCGACUCUGGUCCAUCGUUGUUCUCCGGAUUCCAAUCAAGAGGUCCUCAGGCUAAUCCUCUAGCACAAGUUUUGGAUGCAUUAGGUGAGUCAAUUCCUUGUGCCAAUUAUGACUCUUGGAUGAUUUACUUACCUGAAGGUGACUUCUUAUCACGCAUUGGACCAACUGAAUUUUUUAAGGACCUUGAGAAGUAUGCAAGUCUUGAUGCUGCGCGAGAAUGGAGAAAACUUCUUGAUGCAAUACUACCAAUGUCUGCAGCUGCGAUGGCUCUGCCACCUUUAUCUAUUCGAGGUGAUUGGGGUGUUCUAUCCACUGCUGCAACUAGAUAUGCCCCCUCUCUCUUGAAAUCCUUUGCCCAAAUGGGACCUCAGGGGGCCCUUGGUGCUAUGAAGCUUCUCAGACCCUUCUCAGAAAUAGUUGACUCAUUGGAGCUGAAAGAACCUUUUAUACGAAAUUGGAUAGAUCUUCUGGCUUUCUUGCUCGCAGGGGUGAAAUCUAAUGGUAUACUGUCUGCAGAGAUGGUAUACAUGUUUGCAGAAUGGUACAAGCCAGGUUGCAGUCUGGAGUAUCCCAUUCAUGGAACUGGGGCAGUUGAUGCUCUUGUCCGUGGACUACAGAAAUUUGGUGGACGACGGAUCUCUUUCAAGAGUCAUGUGGAAAAUAUUGUUGUUGAAAAUGGUCAAGCUGUGGGAGUAAAGCUAAGAAGUGGUCAAUUUGUACGCGCUAAGAAGGCUGUUGUUAGUAAUGCCUCUAUGUGGGACACAUUGGAUCUAUUACCUAAGGAAGUCAUUCCAAAGUCAUACCAGGACAGGAUCAAAACGACCCCUCAAUGUGAAUCAUUUAUGCAUCUUCAUUUGGGUUUUGAUGCAGAGGGUAUAAGCGAGGACUUGAAGAUUCAUCAUAUAGUUGUGAAUGAUUGGGAGAGAGGAGUUGAUGCUGAUCAAAAUGUUGUUUUGAUAUCUAUACCCAGUGUGCUUUGUCCAGAUCUUGCACCCCCUGGGAAACACGUGUUACAUGCCUAUAUGCCAGGAACCGAACCGUUUGGACUCUGGGAAGGACUUGAUCGUAAAAGUGUUGAAUACAAAGAACUCAAAGCUAAAAGAUCUGAGGUCCUGUGGAGGGCCGUGGAGCGUGCUGUUGGUCCAGGUUUUGAUCGCGAGAAGUGUGAAGUGAAGUUAGUUGGAACCCCCUUGACACAUCGAAGGUUUCUGCAGAGGAAUAGAGGAACUUAUGGGCCAGCUAUACAGGCCGGUAAAGGCACUUUUCCCGGACAUUCAACUCCGAUCCCACAGCUUUACUGCUGCGGUGAUUCUACAUUCCCUGGUAUCGGAGUCCCAGCAGUUGCUGCUAGUGGCGCCAUUGUUGCAAACUCAUUGGUUUCUGUGUCUCAGCACUCAGAGCUUCUUGACGCUGUCGGAAUAUGAUAAAAGCUGGUGAGUUCUGUUUAAUGUUUAUCUUGAAUUUUUCCUCAUUUUGUUGUAUGUUUAUUAAUAUUGUAUAUAAUGUUUUUGAGAAACAAGUAUUUUUGUCGUGCUAUAAAAUUUAAAUAAUACACGUUUUUUUUUUGCA